CCCCCAAGCCGACACAAACUCCCUAACUGAGGCGCUCGGGUUUGACAAAAGAGAAGACUUGAGUGACUUGAGUUCCGGUGGAGAAGAACAAGCAAGAUGAAGGAAUAGGAUAAUCUGAUCUGAGGAGGGGAGGCUAGGACGCGCAGUACACACUGCGCGCGUCCGCAGUUUCAAAGGGAAUAGCGGAAUAGCCAACAGAAUCAUCGCCGAACAGAAUUUCGUGAUCUCGUGAGCGCAUGGGCGCACGCCUCUAGCGGCUUUGCGCUUUGCGUUGGCAUUAUUGUUAUUACCGGCUCAUAUGUCUCGUCAGUUCGGCUUUGCCGGCUCUGCCAGUUUUAUCAACAUCGUGGUGCAACGUCAUUAAUGCGCUGCUCGCACAGUGUUUUGGAAAGGUGUCGGUAGUAUUGGAUGCUGACCCUUCGAUGCGCUGCGGCAUAUUUAAGGAGGCCUCUGCACAAGGAAUUCGGCGAAUGCCUUUUUAGGGCACGUAGGAGUGCUCCCAGGCAACCCGGUAAUAGGCUUGUGGCCCGAAGUGUGCACGUUACAGGCAUUAACACGAUGGACCAGAAGAAGGAUCCCAAAGACAUUACCGAAAAGGAAUGGAAAGAAAAAUUAACUCCCGACCAGUUCUACGUCUGUCGUCAAAGGGGUACCGAACAGGCAAAUCGUGGCAAAUGGGUAAAUCACAAAGCCAAAGGAACCUACACUUGUGUCGCGUGUGGAGCAGAUUUAUUCAGCUCUGAGCACAAGUUUGUGUCCAAUUGUGGCUGGCCAUCAUUCUACAUGGCACUAGGCACUGUGAAUGGCGAUGAAUCUCAGUCCAAUAUUAGACGGAGGGAGGAUACCUCUCAUGGCAUGGUACGCACGGAAGUUCUUUGUAAACAGUGUAACUCCCACUUGGGUCAUGUAUUCACCGACGGGCCCCUUCCAACUCGGCUCCGUUUCUGCAUUAACAGCAUCGCCCUCAACUUCAGGCCAGCCCCUGAAGAACCUUCACAAUGAGUCUUCAUUCAUCCACCACCGGGUGGGAAGCUCCUUUGUGAACCUAGAAAUUUGAAUACUACAGAAAGUGCAAAGCGUA
Molecule: messenger RNA, 1081 nt
Organism: Ornithodoros turicata
Lineage: Eukaryota; Metazoa; Arthropoda; Arachnida; Ixodida; Argasidae
Product: peptide methionine sulfoxide reductase MsrB-like
Exons: 6
Coding region: 409-1002 (197 amino acids)
Biological process (GO): protein repair; response to oxidative stress
Cellular component (GO): cytoplasm
Molecular function (GO): peptide-methionine (R)-S-oxide reductase activity
Source: RefSeq, a predicted model, not a curated record